AUGUCUUCACAUUCGAAAGAUGGCUCAGCCGUGGGCAAAGUGCAACCACAGCCACCAAUUGCACUCAUCAGCGGCCACACAGACCUUAGCCCCUCCGGUUUCACCACACACUAUGUCCCACAUAUCAACACAGCGCUAGAUACCGGGCACAGGUUCAUCCUCGGCGACGCUGCGGGAACUGACACCUUUGCCCUUGCGUACCUGUUGUCAGCUCCCGUCCUCGCGGCUCAUCCGAACAUUGUCUCGCGGAUCACCGUCUAUCCGUCGCGGCGGCAUAACAUCGCCGCCCUUCGGGCACAGGGUCUACGCGUCAUUGCGCCCGAUCAUCCAAGUCUGAAAGUCGAGCGCACGGUUGGCGUGGUGGGCAAAAAGGGCCCGGAUGCGAGACGAUGGCACCACAUCCAGAGGGAUGCGAACAUGACGGCUGCAAGCGAUUAUGACAUUCUGUUCGUGAGGUCAGAGGAGGAGUCUAGGCGCUUGUAUGGGGAGAAGUACAGGGCGAGGAUGAGCGCGACCGAGUUGAACAGGAGAAGGAGAGAAGAGUUGAAACACAUGUGCGGGGGACAGGCCACGGCCAAUUCGGAGAACAAUGGCAAGUCCUGGUGA
Messenger RNA from Neoarthrinium moseri, 606 nucleotides. RefSeq lists its product as uncharacterized. The transcript has a single exon. NCBI's taxonomy places the organism in Eukaryota, Fungi, Ascomycota, Sordariomycetes, Amphisphaeriales, Apiosporaceae. The coding region runs from base 1 to 606 and encodes 201 amino acids. The record is from RefSeq and is a predicted model, not a curated record.